AUGCGGCAUACAGUGCGGUUAGACACGGAGAUCAACCAGAAAAUCCAAACAAUUGUGCUGGAAAUGUCGAAAACGAGCCGAGUGGAGCUUACGUCCACAGUGGAUCGUGAAGGAUCCGGUGUACCAACGGGCACGUUGACAAAACAUGGUUUGCUCCCCUUACACAACAUCCCGGAGAUUGUUUUCUCAAUGCCACAUCUCACGGAGCUCAAUCUGAAAUGCAACGAUAUUUCAGUGUUGCCCAAGGAGAUCGACGCGCUAGUGGCACUUCAGGUUCUCAUUCUGUCAAAGAAUAUCAUCGCUGUGCUUCCAGACUCGUUGACUAAACUCACAAAACUACGCGUAUUGGAAGUUGCGAGUAACCAACUCACUGCGUUGCCUGAAUCUCUGGGGAAACUGGAAUCGCUUGAAAUUCUUCGUGCUAAUCGUAACCAGAUUGCAAAACUUCCUGAAAGUAUUGGCUUUUGCAUGAAAUUGCGAAUUCUCAACGUGUACAACAAUUUACUCACAGAACUCGGGAAACCAGUGAGUAUCCUCCCAGAACUGCUUGAACUCAAUGUGAGCAACAAUCAACUCACGAAACUCCCAACCGAAUUAUUACGAUGGAAAAAGUUACGGCGAUUAUUGCUUCAAGUGAAUAAUCUUGAAUCACUUCCAGCAUUUGACAAUUUAUGCCACCUUGAAGUUUUGCAAUUGCAACAAAACGAGUUGAAAUCUCUACCAAGUAUGAAAAACCUCGUGCAUCUGGUGAAACUCGACGCGAAUAGCAACAACAUCAGUGAACUACCAACUGAAGUUGCUCAAAUGUUUGCACUCGCACAUCUAAAUCUUCGUCGCAAUAAGUUCGAGGAGAUCCCUGCGCAACUCGCACGUUGCUUGGCAUUAGAAAUUUUGGAUCUUGGUGAAAACCCAAUUAAUUCACCAGUACCUCCAGAGUUUGCAGAACUCUCCAAGCUGCGUACACUGUUACUGGACGGGUGUAACAUCACAGUGUUACCAAUCGAGCUUAUCGGUCUCAGUGGUGCGUGCCGUGUACAUUUGGGUGCAUGCUUGAAAAUGGAUGACCCGGAGACGUGUGAAGUGGUUCUGGGACUUAAAGACAGCUGCAGUCGUAGAGGAGGGUGGCUCAAGAUAGGAGACUGGAAGACCGAGCACCGAACUGAGAGUAUGUCGUCGGAUUUCUGGGAUCUUUAUGAGGAGCUGGAAGGCCAAAUACCAGAUGAACCUGCACGGAAGAGUAGAGUUACAGGAGGCGAAGGCAGCUCCGACUUUUUCGCUGGUAGGAAGAAUCUCACAUCAUGUAAAUAA
This is a messenger RNA of Phytophthora nicotianae INRA-310, 1308 nucleotides long. RefSeq lists its product as hypothetical. Bases 1 to 1308 code for a protein of 435 amino acids. The record is from RefSeq and is a predicted model, not a curated record. The transcript has a single exon. Gene Ontology annotation, molecular function: protein binding. Lineage: Eukaryota; Oomycota; Peronosporomycetes; Peronosporales; Peronosporaceae.